AUGCGCUCGAAAAUAGUGAUUGGAUCUGUACUUGUGCUGAGUGCUGUUGUAACUUGGCUGUUUGGCCAUUUGUACCAGGAGCUGCUGAGUGCAUAUGAACAGUCUGACUCACUGAUAGACUCCGACUACUCAUGGUGCUUCCGGCUGCUGCUGAAUUUGGUUGGAUAUGCGACAGUCCUGGUGCCAAGUUAUUUGCUGUACAAGUAUCUGCACAGAACUAAUUAUUUUGACAAGAUAACGAACAAGACAUGGUUGUCGCGUGUCCUUUACGCUUGCUUCGGGGAGCCGGGCGAGAGGUUGCCAGAGGCGGCCAAACCGGUCAAAGCCGAAGAGUCUCGCGAGUGCUUCGAGCUGGUCUUCUGUUUCACCGGCCUUAUGGGCUCCUACCUCGUGUGGGGCCUGCUGCAGGAGAAAAUUAUGACGCAGAACUACGUGAUGCCCGACGGGAGCCUGGUCCGUUUCAACGAUUCGCAGCUGCUGGUCUUCAUCAACCGUCUACUGGCUUUCCUGAUAGCCCUGGCUCACCUCCUGGCCACUGGGCAGGCGGUCAUCGCGGCGCCCCUUUACAAGUUCUCCUACUGCUCCGUCACCAACAUCAUCAGCGCCUGGUGCCAGUACGAGGCGCUCAAAUUCGUCAGCUUCCCCACUCAGGUGCUGUCGAAGUCGUGCAAGGUGAUCCCGGUGAUGGUGAUGGGCAGGCUGAUCUCGCGCACCAAGUACGAGUGGCACGAGUACGCGAGCGCCGCGCUCAUCUCGGCCGGCAUGGCGCUGUUCAUGGCGGGCAGCCAGGGCGCGGCCGCGCCCUCGGCCGCCACCACCGGCGCCGGCCUGGCGCUGCUGGCGCUGUACAUGGCCUGCGACGGGUUCACCUCCUCGUGGCAGGCGGCGCUGUUCGCGCGCCACGCGCUGCGCCCGCUGCAGAUGCUGGCCGCCGUCAACCUGUGCUCCGUGGCGCUGACGGCGGCCGCGCUGCCCCGCGCGCCCCCGCGCCUGCUGCAGCACCCGCCCUUCGUGGCCGACUGCCUGCUGCUGGCGCUCAGCUCGGCCGCCGGCCAGGUGCUCAUCUACCGCACCAUCGCGCGCUUCGGCGCCGUGCUCUUCGCCAUCGCCAUGACGCUGCGCCAGGCCGUCUCCAUCCUGGUCUCGUGCGCGCUCUACGGCCACGCGGUGGCCCCGGAGGGCGUCUGCGGCGUGCUGCUGGUCUUCGCCGCGGUGCUCUUCCGCCUCUACUGCCGCUCGAGGCGGAGGCGCCCCCACAGGGCCGACGCGCCCGACCGCGCUAACAAA
Messenger RNA from Iphiclides podalirius (scarce swallowtail), 1287 nucleotides. The record is from the annotation of a GenBank genome assembly. Lineage: Eukaryota; Metazoa; Arthropoda; Insecta; Lepidoptera; Papilionidae.